Molecule: messenger RNA, 4477 nt
Organism: Leguminivora glycinivorella
Lineage: Eukaryota; Metazoa; Arthropoda; Insecta; Lepidoptera; Tortricidae
Gene: dve
Product: homeobox protein dve-1
Exons: 6
Coding region: 63-2192 (709 amino acids)
Biological process (GO): regulation of transcription by RNA polymerase II; chromatin remodeling
Molecular function (GO): RNA polymerase II cis-regulatory region sequence-specific DNA binding; DNA-binding transcription factor activity, RNA polymerase II-specific
Source: RefSeq, a predicted model, not a curated record
CCGAGAGCACGCGCGUACGGUGUACGAAUAUCGGCAUGUCGAUGUCGUCGUGAAUCGUAAAGAUGGACUUUCAAAGUGCUAUGGAGACUUUUGCUGAGGCGUGGGCUGCGGCCAACACCGUGAAGACGGAAGGGGCCAAUGAAUUGGCGCAGAAUCUGACAUCAGAGCUCCGACGAAGCAAGACGCCACCGCGUCGCUCGCCUGAAGAGCGCGCGCGCCCGCCGUCGGCGCCCGCGCAUCAUGACCGGCACGCGCCGCUCUCGCCUAAGAAAGAGGCGUUUAACAGCCUGCUCAACAAGGGGAUCUCUGGUAAAACCCUUCCAGUCCACUGCGUAGUGGAGGCGGUAUCGUCGCUAGAAGAGGGCGCUUGGCGCCGGCGAUCAGUGGUGGAGACUGAUAGCUACGUCAUCAUCCCCGCUGCUACAGCGUUCCAUGAGCUGGUCCCUGCAGCUAUGAUGAGGCUGGGGUACCCGCAUGAACUCGCCGCUUCCGCUAAAGGUUCCGUAGUCAUCAACAACUGGAAGCCCCUACCCUUCGAGCGCAUCUCCGACGGACCCCUAGCCACGGUCGGCGAGGUCCUUGGCGAGCUGACCACCGUAGCCACACUGCGUAUACAGCUGCUGCGGGCACGACAGACGCCGCUACAAGACAUCAAGGAUAAGCUGCUGAGACUGUUACUGGUACAGAGCAGGCCGCUGCUGAUGUCUUCUGGAUGCCCUUUAGAUGAGGUGACAUUAGCUCAAAUAUGUCGGGGCGGGGACAAGCCGCCCGGCCCUCACAACUUCCACGAGCCAUCAGAAGAGAUGCGUAGAAAGUUUGAAUCCUGGUGGAGUGCACAGGUGUCUCCACGACCGCCACCAUUCAGCCCUCGGCGCUAUCCUUCUCCCGGGCCUAAAAAUCGCUCACCAACACUCGCGAUGCCCGAUCACUUACAUCCAGCACUACAAACCGUUCAAAGCCAAUAUCCGACGCAGAAAACUCGAAUGCGAACAAGUUUCGACCCAGAGUUAGAGUUGCCCAAGUUGCAACGCUGGUUUUCGGAAAACCAACACCCUACUAGACAGCAAAUACAACAGUAUGUCCGGGAACUUAAUAACUUGGAAUCGAGGCGUGGCAGAAAACCUCUUGACGUUAACAACGUCGUGUACUGGUUCAAAAACGCAAGAGCGGCACAAAAACGUGCCGAAUUACGUAACAUCGGUGGCAUUGGCUGCCAUCUCAACGGAUUCAGUAGUAGAAGUCACAGUCCAUCUAACGGUUCUUUGAUGGCUGGUGGUGAUGGGUACCCACACGAUCACAACUCUAUGAAGAGUCCAUUGCAAUUAUCAGGGAGUCCUGGCCGAUACCCCAUGUCAGUUAUGUCUGAGGACAACUUGUCCAAUGCUGGAUCUGAUUUAGAUGAUGAUGGUGGUGACGUAAAUCCAGAUGACCGACCAGAUAGCCCGGAAGCACCGCUUUCCUUAAUUACCACCAAAAAGAAUAAUGGAACCGAAGAGCAUAAAGAAUCACCAAAACCUCCGGAUAUAAUUAAGGUACACGACAUUAAACAAGAACCAAGAGACCUAAGUAAACCUGAUCAAGAACACUCACCGCACCGUUCACCGGCGAAAAACAGCGACAGUUCACAUAACAAUAACAACAAUGAUGAAGAAAACGGAGUUGUCGACGACCAUGACAACGCUUCCGACGACGACGUCGUCCAGGAGCGGCAUUACAGGCCUUCCUCCCCACACCUUGACCGCUUACCCUUUCCCAUGGUGCCGAAUCAUCCUAUGUUCGGGCAUGGAAUCAUGUACAUGAGUCAAUACAUGACGGGGUUUCCUGGGGUUGGUGGGGUGCCCGGUGAAGGCGCUAGUGGUCUAAAUCUCGCCCUCGCCGGCGCUUCAGAUGAGCGGCGAAAACGCAACCGCACAUUCAUAGACCCAGUCUCCGAGGUCCCAGUCCUUGAGCAGUGGUUCUCAAUGAACACUCACCCUUCGCACAAUCUCAUAUUGAAGUACACGGAAGAGUUGAACAGAAUGCCUUACAGGCAGAAGUUUCCGAGGCUGGAAUCCAAGAACGUGCAAUUUUGGUUUAAGAAUCGUCGGGCAAAGUGCAAGAGAUUGAAGAUGUCUCUAUACGAGCCUUCUUCUCCUUCGCACUAUACGCAUCCCGGACAUCCUCAUGCCCUUGCUGAGCGUAAAAUGGUGUGAACAUUCCGCAUAUUCCCUUAAAACAGCAAGUACCUUCGUGUUGUGAUUCCAGCUAACAAGUUAUAAUGAUAUAGACGGUAGAUGAGAGGAGUGAUUUCAUAAAAAUAUGUAUUGAAAGUUUAUAAUGAAUCAGAAAGACUGAGUUCAAUUCUAUGGUGUCGAGUGCCAUGUUAGUAUUAAAUGGUAGUGACGUCAGUUGGCUAGUUUAUGAUCCAAUGCAACUUGUAAAACAAGAUAAUAGCUUUGCUUUGACUUUCUAAUGAAGUUCAAAGAAAGUACCGUGUUUUAUAGGUUCUCGAUUUAUAAUCUGGUCCCCGGGUAAUCCGUGCUGAUGGUUAAUUUACUCUGUUAAAACGCUACAAGAGUAGGCAUAGGCACGUUUAGAGUUAAAAUAUUGAUAUAAACAACUUGCAAUUCUAAUAAAAGUAUCGUAGUGCGUGUACAUAGCUAGUACAAAACAAAAGCGGCAAUGAGUAAAAGAAUCUCAAAUGUAGUAAGGUACUUAAAUUGUUGUACCUACAUCAACUGUCAACCUAAAGGUGUGUACAGCUUUUUUAAUUAGUUUGUAUCUCAAUUCUAUUUAAUUUAUAAUUAUGCUAAGUAAAAUAUCGAAUAUAGUUAAUCAACAAUGAAUACUCUCAUCAUAACUCCGAUUAAACCAAACUUUAGAUGUAUUGUAGUCGAAAUUGUAAGAAUGGUAUUCAAUGUUAUCCUUAUGUAAAAUUGUAAAAUAAAUGGAUGUGUCAUUUAGAUUAGUUGUAGGUUUAUUUUAAACUUAUUGCACAUAGUAGUUGUAACGAAACUAAAGUUUCGCUUAUAUCGGCCUGGUUGGUCGAGCAGAUUUGAUGUUCCUAGACUUAGAAUGGUCGUAACAACUUCUUUUAGCUUCUCUAUCUUCAUACUAAGAAGCCAAUUUGUAUUAAUCAUCGCUGUAUCUUUAAAAGGGGCUAAAAUUAUUCUAGAAAAAUCUUGAACAGAUUUUCUAGUCGUAUAUGACUUAUAAUUCUAUCAGAUAUCGCUCACAUAAAAACUGAUCAUUCAUUUCAUGCUUCCUCAAUCCAAAGAUUGGUUAAGUAUGUUCGUAUUAUCAAUAUGUAAGAAAAAUAUAACAGUAAGUAUAGUCAAGUCUCAAAUAAUAGAUGGUAGCCCUUAUUCAAGAUCAUGCAUGUAUACCAACGUGUCACAAAUGCUUUUGACCGAUGUUAAGACAUACAUCGUUUUUGAUCGAUUCAAACAGUUCUUACUAGUUAAACGGAGAAAGGUCAUAUAUAUACUCCAUUGUGGACAAAGGUGAUCCUUUACAACUGCAAUUUUUCAUAAUUCCUAUCUACUUUAAUAUAAUACUUUCUCGUCUAAACGAAAUAUUUUUGAAGCAUAAAAGUAUUGUAUCAUUAUUCUUUUUUGUAUUUUUUCCACAUACUCUGCAAAAGAUACCUACAUAUAUGUUCUAUUCAUGAAAUUCUGUCAUUUUUUUUACUUUGUCUGCAGACUAUAGAUAGGUACUACAUGAUGAAUACACUACAGUAUUCAGCAACCAGCAAUAAGACUUGUUCCAAAUACAAUAGUACUAUAAUAAUAACAAUAAGUAUUCAAUCACCAAAUAGAUUACAAUAAACAAUAUUACAGUAUUUACGCAUUUAUUGAUGGAGGCUGUAUUAAGAAAUGUUUUUGACCUACACAAUUAUUGUUUUAUAGUUUUUAGAUAUUAUGUAUACUGCAUUCAUUGUACUGUUUUAAAAGCAAUUCUUUUAGUACUUAUCUGUACGGGGCAUAAAAUGAUAUUUGUAAAUUCCGUAGUACGACAGUAUUCAAAAGCACAAUUAUUUGGGCCAGUUGCAUCAACCACAGUUGACAGAUACAUCAACGUCAAGCAAUAUAAAUCUAUGAAAAUUCCCAUAAAAAAAUUGCGAAGACCAAUAACAGACGGUUUGGCGCAACCGGCCGUAAAUGUUUAUUCAUUGGCGGAGACUGACGGCAAAAUCUUGGCGGAGUAAAUUCGGUAGAAAUAUUACAAUAAAUGCAGUAUGCAGUAAAGUAACUACAACGCUACAGACGAACUGUUUUGUUAUUCCAUGUUAUAUGCUUGUUUAGUGAAGCUGUGAUGAACUCCCAAAUAUUGUAAAUAUUUUAUUAAUGUUUCUAAGGUUGAUAUUGUAAACUGUGUCACUAGACUCUCGCGGACUAAGUAGCAUUUAUUGUUUAGUUAACGAAGAUAUUGACUAAAUGUUUAUUCCACUCAAUUUAAAUAUACGGAAAAUCAAUUGAUUAUAAUUAUUACAAUAUAA